Molecule: messenger RNA, 1254 nt
Organism: Amoebophrya sp. A25
Lineage: Eukaryota; Dinophyceae; Syndiniales; Amoebophryaceae
Source: the annotation of a GenBank genome assembly
CACGUCGUCACAGAGGAAUACAUUUUGCAACUACCCUUGGAAAGUGGCGCAGAGUUCGUUCAGCAGGCGCAAAAAGAUAUUGACAAUUAUCGAGUAAGCACAGCUCAAGAAGAUGUAGACGUAGAGCAGGUAGUAGAAGAAGAAGAUGCUGUUGCGGGUCGUGAUGGUGCUGAAAAACGAAUCUUACCCGCUCCGUUUAAAACCUUGAAUUUUCUGCACAAACUCGAGGAAGAAGAAAAUCGUGCGGAAAAUGCUGAGGAAUCUGAGGUACUCCUGUUCUUCUCAUUUAUUUCUGCAUCUCGUCACAUGUUUUCGAGUUUCAACGUGAGUAAUUUAGUAAACCUCUAUUUUAAGCUGAUUAUUUCUGCACGUGUCUUGUUGUAACAUAAGUAAUCAUAAUGAUGAAAUAAGUAACAUAAAAGAAAGGACCUUGAAGAGACUGAAGCCGUCAUUUGUUGAAUCAACUGGCGGACAACUAGCGCCCGUUGUACUAUAAAUAUCUUGAACUAGAAGAAGUAAGUACCACUAAUAACAUAAACAUUGUUCUUAAACAUAGUAGUAAAGAAAAGGAACUACUCCAUGAUUUAUUUCGGGCUUUACCAGUUGUAUUGAUGGUCCUUUCCUCCUGUACACUGGACCACUGCCUACCUUAACAAUACCUCCUUACAACCUACCAACAAAUAUAUAAACUGAAAUUUUUACUCCAGCGCCGUUCGAUCCGUGGAGGUGAGCGUGUGCGUACAACUGCUACUUCUGGUGUUGGUGAACAAGACGAAGCGCCAGAAGAACCACCUUUAUUAGCUACAGCUGGAGUUGCAACAUCGAAGCUCAUUAGUCGCAAAGUCCGAAGCAUUUCGAAGGUGGAAAAGGUCGACUUUGCUGGCGAACGCAUUCGUUCUAUUAACUACGAGCUUGCCGACCUGUAUUUCGAUCCUGUUGUGCAAUUUUUUCGCGCGCCGAAGAACCCGCUACUGACAAGCUACAGUUUGGCACAACUGCGUGGACGGAAGCCGCUAGUUUCGGAUCAUGGCAGUAAGGAUGGUGGCUACAAUCUUGAUAGGGCUUCAAACUCAAGAGAAGAUAGUAAUAUAGCAAGGAAGGAUACAACUGGAAGUACAACUACAGGAGGUGGAGCAGGAAAAGCAACGACCGGGCUUCAAGUAGGAGCUUCUGCAACGGCAACAUCGCAACCUCUGUCUGGAGACGAAUGUCUAGGCUUGAUCGAGUUGAAGCGGAAUGAGAUCGAGAUCGAAG